This is a messenger RNA of Triticum turgidum subsp. durum (durum wheat), 909 nucleotides long. The record is from the annotation of a GenBank genome assembly. Lineage: Eukaryota; Viridiplantae; Streptophyta; Magnoliopsida; Poales; Poaceae.
AUGGAUGAGGUCACACAAGCCGUUGAAAACUUGAAAAAGGAAUGGAGCCAAGCAGUUGCACAGCUUGAGGUGUGCAUUGCUGCAAUUGAAUCUUGUGGGAAGAUGGGAAAAGGGACAGAAGAAGCAAUGUCUCUUCCUAGGUUGAACGGUUCUGCACAGGAUGCACUGCAAUUGCUCAAUGCACUGCAGUGCAGACUUGAUCUUCUGGCAGAGCAGCUACCCACUUUUGAAGAAGUUCAGUCUGGACAGGCAACCUUAGGGUCAUGGAAGGAACAAUAUCAGAGGCUGCGUGUGAGACUGAGGAGUGCUAACUUACAAGCAAAAGCGAACAUGGGAAAGGCUGCUCAAGAAGAGAGGGAGCUUCUUCUGGGAGGUGGAGAAGAGUCCACUAUCCGUAGGCGUAAUCUCCACCACAAGCACAUUUCUUGCCUAGAAGAAUGCAGAUAUGCUAACUCCAUUUUAUCGGGAAUUUCGGUAAGGACAAAGGCUGGGAUGACAUCUGCUGCAGAAAGUAUUACUGAGAGCCUCCGUAGGUCUCGGCAGUUGAUGGUUCAGGAAGUGGAAAGAAGCGCUAAUACCUUGUCAACUUUUGAUGAAUCGACAAGUGUUCUCCGAAAGGCUGAAGGUGAAUAUCAAGGACACCGCUCUUUGCUGAUGCGCACCCGUGGUUUGCUCUCCACGAUGCAACGACAAGAUGUUCUUGAUAGGAUCAUCCUGACUGUUGGGUUCCUCAUAUUCUCCUUAGCAGUUCUGUAUGUUGUCUCGAGACGUAUUGGCCUGUUGACACUGCAAAGGAAGUUGGCUGAUGCAAUCAGAUCGGGCUCAGUAUCAGCUGGAGACAUAUUGGGUAAAGUACCCCAAGAUGGACCUGCCCCAACAAAUGCUCCUCGCGUCUAUGAUGAACUGUGA